This is a messenger RNA of Coccomyxa subellipsoidea C-169, 561 nucleotides long. RefSeq lists its product as hypothetical. The record is from RefSeq and is a predicted model, not a curated record. Bases 1 to 561 code for a protein of 186 amino acids. The transcript is spliced from 7 exons. NCBI's taxonomy places the organism in Eukaryota, Viridiplantae, Chlorophyta, Trebouxiophyceae, Coccomyxaceae.
AUGUGUUCGAAUAUCAUCAAACAGGAAGCGCAGCAGGGAAACACCAGCGCCAUUGCCACCGCACUCGCCACUGCUUCUGCCACUGGCAAUUGGAAUGCUGUGGCGAAGGCUGUCUCACAAGCGGUGACAAAUGGCGCUCCAGCAAAUGCUGUGGCCAAGGCCGUCGCUGCGGCCACCUCCAAUGCACCUGUGGGAGCACCGGCCCAGUCAGUGCCCCCUGCCCCACCGGGAGUCAAGAAUGGAGGCGAUGCAACAGCAGCGGCAAAUGCAGCCGCCACAGCCAGUGGCAGAGCUACAGCAGAAGCAUACGCCUCGGCUGCAGCCAAGACGACGGCGACCAAUAACAAUGCCAAGGCCGUGGCCGCUGCAAGAUCUGAGGACAUAGAGAAGGCUGUGGCCAGCGCCAUCGCAUCAGCAAGUGCUUCAGUCGUGUCCACAGGCGGCACGGCGCAAUUGAGCACAGAGGCGGUGUCGCGCGACGUGCAGGAUGCAGCACACGUCUGGGCAAGUCAGAACGGCAGAUACGUCUUGAAGGUUUAUUGCAGAGGUGUGGUAGGUUAG